AUGGAGACUUCACGGAUCUUUAUCAAGGGGCUUCCGCCCACAAUUACGAAUGAUGAGCUGCAAAAGCAUUUCUCCCAGAAAGCUCCUGUCACAGAUGUCAAGUGCAUACCACAGCGAAGAAUAGGAUAUGUCGGCUACAAGAGCGCUGAAGAAGCGGCGAGGGCAGUCAAAUACUUUAAUCGAACCUUUAUCCGCAUGUCUCGAAUCUCCGUCGAGCCUGCGAAGCCAGUCGCAGAUCCAUCUCUGUCCAGAGGCAGAGACGAAGAAGUGACUACAACUCCCAGAGCUUCGACCAACGCCCCACCGACAUCUGAAGCGAACCCUGAAACUGCAAAGAAGCGGAAGCGAGACGAUAUUGACGAAUCGGACCCGAAAUUGCAAGAAUUUCUUGAUGUCAUGAAUCCUUCGAAGGGCGCGACAAACAAGAUACACGAGUUCCAGGGUGAAGACGUCACUGAACCACCUACGAAGUAUGCCGCAGUCGCUGCCGACGAUGGCGAGUCCGAUGAUGACUAUCAACCCCUGCCCAAGAAAGUUCCACAACGAGAGACCAGACAUCCAGCCAGCCCUCCGCCACCCGUGGCAGCUCGUCAUCUUUCACCAACUAGUAUGGAUGUCGGGCAGGAUGGUACCGAAAGACAGAUACCACAGGCUGCAGAUGGCAUUGCCGAGCCGGCGAAGACGGAUGACGACUGGUUGCGUCAGCGGACGAACAGACUGCUCGAUUUGGUUGACGACGAUGAUGUGCCCAAUGUCACACCGACGAGGCAGUCGCCAGCCAAGUCGCCAGCCCCCGCGGAAAUGCAGCUGGAUGCCCCUCAGACCAAACCCGACGAGGUCUGCCAGACAUCACCUCCGAAUGAUAACAAGCCGGCGACGAAGGACGAUGUUCUCGACACCAUACGUAAGAGCUCGAGAUUGUUCGUACGGAAUCUCCCAUACUCUGCAACGGAAGAUGAUCUGCGAAAGGUUUUCCGAGAGUAUGGAAGCCUUGAAGAGGUCCACAUCCCGUCAGCUGCGACCAAACCAAAUCGCGGCAUGGGUUUUGUUUUGUUCACAGACCCCGAAGAUGCGGUUAAAGCAUACCAGUCGGAUCGGACGACAUUUCAAGGCAGAAUAUUGCAUGUGCUACCUGGUACAGCGAAACGCGAGCUGGAUGAAUUUGCUUUGUCCCGUUUGCCACUCAAGAAACAACAGCUCAUCAAGAAGAAAAACAAGGCAGCAGUUGACAGGUUCAAUUGGAAUUCAUUGUACAUGAGCGCGGAUGCUGUCAACUCUUCAGUCGCUUCUAAAUUGGGGAUAUCGAAGAGUGAACUGCUGGAUCCUACGAGUGCCGAUGCGGCCGUGAAGCAAGCCAUCGCAGAAACCUCAACGAUACAGGACAGCAAAUCCUACUUCGCCGCUAAUGGUGUGAACCUCGAUGCCUUUGCUUCAAAGUCGGCUCAAAGACGGGACGAUGUCAUACUAGUGAAGAACUUCUCGUAUGGCACCACUACUCAAGAGAUUCGAAGCCUCUUCGAAGAGCAUGGCCAAGUGCUGAGGGUUCUCAUGCCUCCAGCGGGAACCAUAGCCAUUGUUCAGUUUGCAGAAACUUCUGCGGCAAAGGCUGCAUUCAUGAAGCUUGCGUACCGUCGAUUGAAGGACUCGAUCAUUUUUCUCGAAAAGGCACCGAGGGAUUUGUUCAGUAUCCAAGAGCAAGUCCAGCUGAGCAGGAGUGAGGAAUCUGCCGGUCUUCAAAAGCCGUCUGUAGCAGAAAUGCUGGCAAGAGAUGACGGCAAUAUGAUUGAGACGAGCUCUCUGUUUGUCAAGAAUCUGGCAUGGGAGACGAACACGAAAGAGCUUGCUGCAACGUUCGAACAUCUUGAAGGUUUCCGGAGUGCGAUCGUGAAGACCAAAAAGGAUGCACAAAAGGGCCUUCUUUCCAUGGGAUUCGGAUUUGUCGAGUUCCGGGACAAAGGAAGUGCAGAAGCAGCCGCCAAGGUCAUGGAUGGCCACGUACUAAGGGCGCACAAACUUCAAGUCAGAGCAGCCCACCGAGGACAGGAAGCAGCCGAGGAACGCAAGAAAGAAGACAGGGCGAACAAGGCGGCAGGGACCCGUCUGUUGAUCAAGAAUGUCCCCUUCCAGGUGACUUCUAAAAAGGAUAUCCGGACGCUGCUGGGUACAUACGGAACACUCAAAGCCGUCAGGCUGCCGAAGAACUACGCUGGCAAGAGCAAAGGGUAUUGCUUUGCGGACUUCGUGUCGCCGAAAGACGCGCAGUCUGCUCUCGAUGCGCUCAAGGACACUCAUUUGCUGGGCCGCCGCCUUGUGAUAGAAUAUGCUGAUACUGAUGCAGUUGAUGCAGAAGAAGAGAUCGCCAAAAUGCAGAAGAAGGUCGGCGGGCAAGCUAACAAGGUAGCCCUGCAGAAACUCCUGGGGCAGGGCAGCCGCAAGAAGGUAACGCUUGGGGCCGAGGAUGAGGAGGGAGAUCAAUAA
Messenger RNA from Anthostomella pinea, 2478 nucleotides. The record is from the annotation of a GenBank genome assembly. NCBI's taxonomy places the organism in Eukaryota, Fungi, Ascomycota, Sordariomycetes, Xylariales, Xylariaceae.